CCCCAACUUGAGGCCUUGACAAAAACCCAAAGUAUAAAAAACCAUCUCACCCAUCCACCAAAAUCACAAAUUCAUCACCAAUUUUCUUGGGCAACAAAUCAGCUUAACUGAGCUACGAUUUCUUGUUUCAUUCCUUCAUCUUAUUGAGAUAUUAAGAAAGAAAAAUGAACAGGGAAGGAGAUUGGAUUUGUGGUUCAAGUUCAUGCCGGCACCGGAACCAUACGCAAUGGGAUUCAUGCCAGAGAUGUGGGUACCCCAAAUUUGGAGGAGGGAGUGAAGUGUUAAACAGAACGGAAAUCUUGGCUGGAGAUUGGUAUUGCAAUGUCAUUACUUGUGGAGCACACAACUUUGCAAGUCGAACAAGCUGCUAUAGGUGUGGCGCGUCAAAACCUAACUAUACGGAGUAUGUUCAAAGUGUGAUUAAUGCAAGCGGGUGCGAAUAUAGUGGCAGUGGUCUCCCUGGAUGGAAAUAUGGUGAUUGGAUUUGCCCUAGCAUUGAGUGUGGUGCACACAACUAUGCUAGCAAGAGAGAAUGUUUCAAAUGCGGAAUACCAAAAGAAUUUGGUGGUUGAAUCCAUAGAGUCAUAAAAGGAACCUUAAUUAUAAUGCCUUCCAAUUUUCCAUAUACUAUGUGUAAUUUCAGUUUUUGCUUUUUUCUUCUUUUUCUUUUUCUUUUUCUUUUUCCCCUCAAUAAGUUUAAUAAGCUUCAGAAUCAUGGCUAUGACCAUUUUCACAAGCAUAGUAAUGUACUUGUCCCAAUAAGUGUUUCAACUUUAUUAUGAAAUGCAAGGUGUUUUUACA
Messenger RNA from Camellia sinensis, 801 nucleotides. NCBI's taxonomy places the organism in Eukaryota, Viridiplantae, Streptophyta, Magnoliopsida, Ericales, Theaceae. The record is from RefSeq and is a predicted model, not a curated record.